Molecule: messenger RNA, 942 nt
Organism: Ceraceosorus guamensis
Lineage: Eukaryota; Fungi; Basidiomycota; Exobasidiomycetes; Ceraceosorales; Ceraceosoraceae
Product: alpha/beta-hydrolase
Exons: 6
Coding region: 8-796 (262 amino acids)
Source: RefSeq, a predicted model, not a curated record
ACGCAAGAUGAGCGAGUGCAGCUGCGACUUGUCCUUAUCUUGUCUUUAUAUCGACUUGCGAGGCUCUGGAGGCAGCACUGCCCCUAAGGGUCGCUACAAAACGAGUGAGCUAGCACAAGACGUACUGGAAGUAUUGGAUCAUCUCGGAGGGCGGUGGAUUCAGGAUCGCAGUGUGCACCUCGUAGGAGAGACGUUUGGCGGUAUGGUGGCGCUCGAGUGCGCCCGGCAGUGCGUGGACCGUUGGGCUAGCUUGGUCCUGCUGAGUACGCACAGCGGUCGCUCGUCUGGCAAAGGCUUGCUCGAUACUUUACCUCCUUGGACUGGGCAACGAGCAGUGGGCCAACUGCUCUUGCUCCAGUCAGCUGGCUGGGACGACGCAGCCACGAGAGCCGCGCUCUUUGUCAAGACACUCUUUCCCAAGAAGUGGCUCGACGAGAUGGUAGAGCAUGCGCGCACUCACCGCACUCGCAGGCACGUUAUAAUCGAGGCAUUUCAGCUCAACGCCCGCAACACGACCAAGGUCAGCAUACACGCAGCUGUAGGAAGAAUAGCAGCGACGAUGACGCAUCACAUUCCAGACAAGGAUUUGAAAAUGAUCGGCGAGAGGGUGCCGUACGUGGCCAUCGUUACGGGCGACGACGACGACGUCAUCAAACCUUGCAAUUCGGUGCACCUCGCAAAGGUCAUGUCCUCGGCCAAGUUGACGGUGCUCAAAGGCGUGGGUCACGCUGCGCACAUUCAAAGUCCUUCCGCCAUCGAUCGAAUCUUGAAAGAAGCAAUUGCGAGUCAAAGCUGAAAAAGGGUGUCUCAUUCAGUGGUCAUCGUUUUGUGCGGCUCAGUGGGCCUCUUUCCUUGCCUUUCAUAUGAAUUUACGCAGCCACGGGAAAUGACAAGUACAUAGAAUGGAAGCUGGCCUGAGGAAGCGGUACGACUGUAGACAAG